This is a messenger RNA of Lottia gigantea (owl limpet), 2019 nucleotides long. RefSeq lists its product as hypothetical. Gene Ontology annotation, cellular component: early endosome membrane. Gene Ontology annotation, biological process: endosomal transport. Bases 1 to 1998 code for a protein of 665 amino acids. NCBI's taxonomy places the organism in Eukaryota, Metazoa, Mollusca, Gastropoda, Lottiidae. Gene Ontology annotation, molecular function: metal ion binding. The transcript is spliced from 13 exons. The record is from RefSeq and is a predicted model, not a curated record.
AUGACGCCAUGGGCUUCUGCCCCGGAUUUGACUCCAGAAAAAAGAAAAACCCACAAAAAGCACAACUUAUUUGCCUGUUUUCGCCCAAAUAUUUGUAAAGACCAUUGGGAACCGGAUUCAGCCCACCCAAUCUGUUAUGGUUGCUUAAGGAAAUUUACUAUUUUCUUCCGGCGACAUCACUGCAGAAGAUGUGGGAAAGUGUUCUGUUUUGCUUGUUCCGGACUGAAAAUGCGAUUGGAUGAAAACGCCCAAAUUGAACAGGGAGGAUAUUUUCAUAGGGUGUGUUUUUUCUGUUAUGGAUCCAAAGAUAGUUGUAUUUUUAAUGAACAGUGUGUUGGGCAAAUCACGUCGUUGUCUAACGCUUUUAGAAAGAUGAGGAACAAGGACUCGCUUCGUUCAUCAUUUUCAUUAGCGAUGGACAUCUCUAGACAACGAUUUGGUGCGGAAGUAGCGGAGUUGUGUCGUCCUGUUCUUGACAAUUUCAUGAUGAGCAGAUCCAAAGGUGGUUUGGUGAAACCAGUGAAAGCUGUUGGCAAUGCUAUAUUGAAAGCUGGGCGUGACAGUAUAUGUAAUAAAUGUAACGACAGUAUUCUGGUACCCAAGAACAGAAAGUUAUGUAUGCAGUGUACCCGUAUAUAUUGUAAAAAGUGUUCCAGUAAGCGACUGGUGCUCUUUUCAGACGGAACUCGUGAUGGUCAGCCCGAAAUUCUUUUAUCCGACACGUUUGACGACCUCGUACAGAAAUAUACACAUUGUGAAGUCUAUAGAACCUGUUUGGAGUGUGAAUACAAGGUCAAGACGUUGUUAGAUCGAGCAAACUUCGACAAGACUCUUGAUUCUCUUUAUAGAGAAAUGUCUCACAUACAGUUUGAUAUAAAAGAAGCACUGAGACAGCAAGAUAAAGGAAUUAGGCAUACCCGUCGAUCUCUGUCUAUUGAUGAAACCGUAAAAAGGGACAGUGGAAUUGAGAUGGGCCGGUUUUCUGAAAUCGUACUCGAUGGAGAUAUAGACGAAUCUUUUGAUCUACUCAGUGAACGAGAAAUAAUGAUUAUAGAGGGAUUCUGUCGUAUAGUUAUGACUCUUGUGGCUUUGCUGAACGUUUUGCUCGGAAACUGUUGGAUCAUCAAGCCUGCAACGAAGUGCCACGAUUGUAACCCAAAAGAGUGUGCUAAGAUAAAGAACACAAAGGUCUGCCAUGAAAAACGCAUCAGUACCUAUUGCCCUCUGUCUUGUGGAUUAUGUUCCGAUACGAAGCCGCUGCAUGCAUUUAUAGGUUGCUACGUAUCCAAAUCCGAGUGCGAUACGAUUAACCCAUAUUACUGUUACUCCAGCGUAGUUAGGGUAACAUGUCCAGAUUUGUGCAACAGUCAGAGGACAACACUUCCUAUCACUGCCAGGCCACAGACAAAGGUAACACAUCACUUGAAGACAUCACCAGAAGUUGUAACACCGGAAGUCACCCAAUCUGCACUUUCACUGGAAACAUCACCGGAAGUGAAUAUUAAAACGGAAGUGGCAACAAUACAAGAAGAAUUACAUACUACCUCCGAACAAGAAAUAGUCACAUCUGAAGCUCCCCAAGAACUAACCGAUGCUCUUGCAACAAACCAAAUUGUCGACCAGUUUAUGACGUCAUUGGAGCCGUCUGCUAUGGGAUCCACGGAUUCGCCCGUGAAAAGAAUGUGCCACGUCUGUGAAGAUCCAUUUUGUAAUUUGCAUUUCGAGACGAUAGUUAAAUGUCCUGCAUGGCAGCCAUUUUGUAUGAACUACAUUGCAAUUAAUGUCCAAGGCACGAAGACUCUUCAUAAGAGAUGUGCAAGCGAGGUAGAAUGCGACUUCAAAUGGAUCAACAGAACAGCUGGAAUUUCAGAAUGCUUGUUGUUUGACAACAACAAAAUAUACACGAAACCAAUACAUUGUGAAUUCUGCUGCACUACUGACAAUUGUAACAUACAUACAGUACCUAAAUAUAACACACUAAAACACACACCUGCUUGAAAAUAAAAUCUGUUUCGACAU